Molecule: messenger RNA, 571 nt
Organism: Penaeus monodon (black tiger shrimp)
Lineage: Eukaryota; Metazoa; Arthropoda; Malacostraca; Decapoda; Penaeidae
Product: hematopoietic prostaglandin D synthase-like
Exons: 5
Coding region: 1-546 (181 amino acids)
Biological process (GO): glutathione metabolic process
Molecular function (GO): glutathione transferase activity
Source: RefSeq, a predicted model, not a curated record
AUGGCGGCCGCUCCUGACACUCCGUGGUCUAAAAAGGCCUUACUGACACCUCUCUUCCCCGCAGAGACGCCCUACGGCAAGGUGCCCGUGCUGUACGUGGACGACAGGCCCCUGAGUCAGAGCGUGGCCAUCUGCCGGUACUUGGGGCGGACGCACGGCAUGGCGGUGGACGACCCGUGGGAGGCGGCGAAGGGGGACGAGGUCGUGGACGCCGUGCACGACCUGCUGCCGCACGCCGCGCAGAUGGUCUAUGCCAAGCUUGCAGGAGAUGUUGCAAAAGCAAAGAUGCUUGCCACGGAGUUUUACACAAGCACGCUGCCACCUGUCAUGAGGGAGCUUGAUCGUAGACUGGAAGGACGCGAAUGGUUUUGUGGCGAUAAGAUGACAUGGGUUGACAUCUUCGCUGCAUGUUACCUUAGUCAGCUCAGCACACAUCAUGAGAGUUCUUUGGAGGCAGUACCUCGGCUGAAGAACGUUGUUGACAAAGUGAUAAAACUUCCACAGAUUGAGAAAUGGAUCAAAGAACGUCCUGAUACACCGAUGUAGAGUUCUUAUUAGUUGAGUUACAUGA